Durusdinium trenchii is the source of this 1971-nucleotide messenger RNA. The record is from the annotation of a GenBank genome assembly. Lineage: Eukaryota; Dinophyceae; Suessiales; Symbiodiniaceae.
AUGGCCAAGGUCUCCGGACAAAGCGCCUCCUUAGGACCCAGCCGCCCAGCGCCACCCUUUGGUUUGGGCGUCACGUGCCGCGUGCUGGGCUUCUGGGGCUCUUCAGGGGAGGAGAUCCGAGAAGAGCUGCGCUGGGACGGGACGCAGUACCUCUGCAGCUUGGAGGUGCCACCAGGAGAGGAUGCCAUGUUCCAGAUCGACGUGGAAGGAGUUGGCCGGAUGUAUCCCAGCCUGGAAGGGGCCAAUCCCGGGCUUCGUCAUGAGUUGUUGGGCCCCGAGCCUUUGACAGAGGAGGGCGAUGGCUGGUACGACAUGGAGUACAACAUGGAGUACAACAUGGUACAACACCAGCUGGUCUCCCUCCAAGUGCAGGACCCACCACAUCCAGAGCAAGCCUCGUGGUUCUUGGACUCGGUGCGACGCCCGCGGCGCGGCACCGUCUUCGUGGCCUGGCCCAGGGGCUGCGCAGCGGCCUUGGGCUGGAGAUUUGAUGGGGAAGAGGAGAUCCCAAGGGAAACAGAAGACUGGCACGAGAUGGGCCCAUGGCUCAUUUCCAGUCAUAUCGGCCAGGGCAAGCAGGGCGCCGUGGUGUGCACCGGACGUUGGCCGGGGGCUGGGCUGGGCGGUGUGGUGGCGGUGAAGUAUCCGGUGGAGCCGGAGGAACUGAAGCUCUACGCGCGAGUGCACGAUUUGGCCGGCCUACCAGAUCUGGUGGAUUUCGGCCGCUUGCCCAAGCAUUCGGAGAAGACGGGUUAUUACAUGGCGAUGUCCAAAAGCGAGCCUUGCCUGGACAUUUUGCUGCGUGGACAGCUCCAUAUCCACGAUCCCACUCCGCAGAUCUUGGGCCGAAUUAGCUGGCCAGUGGUGGCUGGCAUGGGCCUGCGGCUCUUGCGCACUCUCGAGGCUAUACACCUACGAGGCUGGAGUAUUCAGGGUGGAUCUCAAGUGCUUCCGAGCGAGCCACAGAGCGAGCCACGGCAAGGGAACGUCCUGCUCCACCGCCGGGCGCCCCACGUGCAACUCAUCGAUCUGGGCCGCGCCGGCGACAAAGGGCGCACAUCGUUCGAGCCGGGCCAGGGCGGCAUGCGAGACUACAUGUCCAUCAAGUCUGGCUUAGAGGGCGGACGGCGCACCAGCGCAGAUGAUGUGGAGUCAUUGGGUUGGUUUCUGCUUCGGCUUCUUCUGGGUCGCUGCCCUUGGAGUGCGAAAGUGAAGCCGCACCCUUCAGAGACUUGGGAAGAAGGAGGCGCUCGUGUGGCCCGUGAGAAGCUUCGUUUUUUGGAGGAGGGCGGCCUGAAGCGCUUUGCGCCGGAGUGUCGCUUCUGUCCUCCCUUCCUCAUGUCCUUCCUCCGCCGCGCACGCUCGGCGGCGGGACACGAGCUGGCCCCAGCGGAGUACGACGCGCUAGCGGAGCUUCUGGUGAAGGGCACCGACGUCCAAGGGCCCUUGGAGCUGGAGAGCAAGUUGGAACAGUGGGUCUCUGGCUAUUAUGCCGCGCGGGAUGCUGGCAUCCUGAAGAAAGGCAUGUGGCCAUAUGCAGGCGGGCUGGGCGGGUUGGUGCGCUUUUCUUCAGAACAGUUUGCCCGGGGCAAAGCAAGUCGGGGGCUGCCUGUGUUUGAUGAGGCGUGGAAGGGAUAUGUAGUGUUGUGUGACGUGAAGCCAGGGGAUGUGAGCGGCGGGGCGUGGGGAGUGGGUUUGGAUGGUACCUGGUACAGCGUCCAGGUGCUGUACACGGCCCUGUUCAGUGCCGGAUACACUUUGGAUAUUGACAACCCCAUCCACACCGCUGCAAGCCUGGAGAACUGCAUUGGAUGCAUCCAAAAUUGGCAGAAUGCGCACUGGGUGGCUUACACCAUGGUUGGGGAAGAGAUUUUCCUCUGUGAUUCCUUGAAGCCGCGGCCUGAGAAGAUAUCCGCAGCCGCGCUGGCAGCGACGCUGCCGCACUGCCCGACGUACGCCAUCCGUGCAUAG